AAACAAGAAGAUGCGGAAUCAGGCAUCGUGUUCUUGUUGCGGUCAAGAUAACAUUUAUAGCAGGUGUGGGUUGUGUGGUCAGCAAAAUUAAUCAAAUAAACCACAAUAUAUGAAAUGUAAAGAUACAGCGGUGUAAAAACCCGACUGAACUCAAGCCGGAUCCCUCUGCGUGUAGUGAAGCUCCUCGUUUCCGUUAAACCAAGGAUAGUGAUGGUGUUGGAGGAGGAUGGAGCCUUCAGCCAAUCAGAGCGAGACUUCCCCUCAGCAGUGGGCGGGACAAAACAGCUGGUCCUCAGUUUCUCCUAUUCAACCCCAUCACAAUCCAAUUUCUACUUUUCAGCAUCUCACCCUGACCUCCCCCCAUCACCCAGAGUCAUCCCUAAACCAUUCUCACUCAAAUAACACAAAUUGGCCUAGUCCUUGCUAUGAUUCUUCAGUCUAUCCCGGGAAACCUCCUUGUUCGCUUCCUGUUGUUUCCAAUGGGACUCUGCAGCUACAAUCUCCACCUCUCUACCCUGCUCAAAUCAACCCCCAGUCAAUCUGUGCCCCUGUUCAGCAGCACCUCUCAGAUCAGAGGUUAUUAAAUGGGCCCCAGUCUCCUCUUCAAAAUAGUUCUUCCAAUGACCUUUACUCGUUUGACUAUAAUACAAGUCUAAAUCAGCUGUACAGUCCUUUGCAGCCAGCUAAUGCGGAGGCUGCUGGGUAUAUUCAAAAUUAUACAUCGCCAAUAUCUCCAGUUCAACAGCAGCCUCAGUGGACUGCUUCAACUCCAGGAGCUGUAAAACGCUUUGUUCCUGAUGCAGUUGGACAAUCUCCAAACUCUGAGUCUCGUUAUGGACUUGACCCUGAGUCUCUUCCCAGUGCUGUAAAAGUAAUGGCAGAGGACCAGGCCCAAUGGGAGGGGAAAGUGUAUGUCUCCGAGCCUCCUUCUCGUCUUCCUCCUUUGCCCACUACGUCCUGUACCAUAGAAGACAAAGGUAGUGCGAGUCCGUUUGCCAUCCGGGCCACUUCAUACUGCUUUCCCUGUGAUGCUCAGACCACUCAACUCAGCCAUUUACCACUAGGGACGCUCAUCUCCCCUUUGGCCGGAGUCAACUUUGGCCAGAGCCCCCUGCCAGACUGCACAGAGUCAGAAUGUAUUGCAGGUUGCAGUUUUUGUGGUGCCUUUAUGUGUCCUGCUAUGGGCUGGCAGGACUGUGGUCAGAGAUACUCCUGCCCAUUCUGUGGAAAAGUCAGUGAAGUGGCAUGGCAGUUUUACCAGCCAACCAAAGGAGCUGAAGGUGUUCGAGUGGACAAGGAGAAAAGACCUGAACUUUGUAUGGGGUCAUAUGAGGUCAUCCACUCUCAAAAGAGUGAAGCUGCUGCACUAUUACUGGCCCUAGAUGUGUCUGUCCAAGCACUGAGAGGAGGUCAUUUAGAGUUCAUAACACAUCAAAUACGCACUCUGCUGGCCUCUUUGAAUGGAGAGGAUGAAGACACUUUGGCACAUGUUCGUGUGGGUUUGAUGACUUAUGACAACAGAGUUCACCUGUAUGACCUGAGCCCCGCCCUGUCCCGCCCACACAUGCUCGUCAUCACUGAGACUGACGACCUUCAAAUGCCCAUAUCCGGUGGACUCCUGGUUCCUCUGAAAGACUCCAUAGACAGUGUUAACAGUGUAUUACAACUUAUUCCUCAGUUCAGCCCAGAACAAAAUGACGCUGGUGGAGUUCCCAUAGAGCUGCCAGUCAAAGCAGCAUUAGCCAUAUUCCAGGCUUUGAAUUGUCCUGGAAAGUUACUGAUCUUUCACGCCGCCCCUUUAAUUGAGAUGGGAACUACGCAAACAUCUUCAGGUUUUUUUGGCUCCAAUAAACCAAAGUCCAUCUUCCAGCCAUCAGAAGGAGCCGUCUCAUUGGUCAGAGAAUGUGUCCGUCAGGGCUGUAGCGUUCACUUGUUUCACCUGUCACAAGAGCUGGUGGGCGGAGCUUGGCCUGGACACAUUCCUUAUUUAACAGGGGGAGCUCUGAACACCUACAACCACCUUCAGGGUGAAAUGGAUAAAGAGCGUUUUUCUGCUGAUCUGAAGAGAACUUUUGCCAUGAUGAACACAGGCUUCAGGGCUGAACUCAAAAUAUGUGUUUCUAAAGAUAUGCGUGUUUUGGGUUGUUAUGGGCUCUUCCUACCUGGUCCUAACCCCUCAUCUGUUCCCAUGGCGAGUGUUGAUUGGUGGACGACGUUAGCUCUGGAACUGGAACAUGUUAGAAACUUGGAUGAAACGAAAGGAGUAGCAAUACAAACCGCUCUAUCUUACACCACAUGGACAGGAGAGAGGAGAACCAGGGUUCACACAGUCAUAUUAAAAUGCUCACGCCACCUACAGGAUGCUUUUAGACAUUACCAGGCCCAAACACUACUCACUUUUUACAGCAAGAAAAUGUAUUGUGCAGUGCUGGAGCGCCCCCUGCAGGAGCUGAGAGAGGAACUGCAGACACAGAUCACAGAAGCCUUGGCGUGUUACAGAAAACAUUGCUGUUCUGCCUCAGUUUCUGCUGGACAGCUGGUGCUCCCUCAGUACCUGCGGGCUUUACCUGUCUACAUCAACAGUCUGAGGAAGAGUGAGGUGCUUCUGCCUGGCCUCAGGAGCUCUGUGCCCCACAGACUGCAGCAAAGAUGUCAAGUCCUCAACAUGGACCCCACCAGCACUGCCAUCCACUUCUACCCUCAGCUCCUGCCUCUGCCACUAACAGUUGAUGGCUCAACCCCUCCUCACCUGGAAAAAGCCGUGCGAUGCUGCUCUGCCAGUCUUGAAUCUGAGGGUCUCUAUUUGGUGAACUCCCCUCUCACCCUCUUACUCUGGGUGGGGCGCCAGGUACCAACAGGCGUUUUAAUGGAGCUCUUCAACACCAGCUGCUUCUCCUCGCUGCCCUCCGGAGAGACAAAGCUUCCUGUUUUUGAAAGCCCCCUCUCUUCUUAUGUACGGUCCUUCAUCAGCUCAUUGAACUCUCACUUUCCCACAGCUCGAAAGCUGUGGGUGGUGAAGCAAGGUGACAGUUGUGAAGAGGCUCUACAGCGUCACCUAGUGGAGGAUAAGAGUCCCAACGGAGGAGCGUCCUAUGCAGAUUUUCUCUACCAUCUCCAUGUCAACUCGGUCCGAUUGCUGCAGUGACUUUAAACCAUUUGACUGUCGUCCAGGUCAAAGCCAACUUGAUGUGGGAUGAAUGAACGGAAGAAG
Molecule: messenger RNA, 3211 nt
Organism: Periophthalmus magnuspinnatus
Lineage: Eukaryota; Metazoa; Chordata; Actinopteri; Gobiiformes; Gobiidae
Product: protein transport protein Sec24C
Exons: 20
Coding region: 227-3145 (972 amino acids)
Biological process (GO): endoplasmic reticulum to Golgi vesicle-mediated transport; COPII-coated vesicle cargo loading; intracellular protein transport
Cellular component (GO): endoplasmic reticulum exit site; COPII vesicle coat
Molecular function (GO): SNARE binding; zinc ion binding
Source: RefSeq, a predicted model, not a curated record